CCAUCUUCCCUCCGUUGACGAGGUCGAGUCCCCGACACGGCCGCUGUAGAAGCCCCAAGAUGGCGUCCGAGACGAUCCCCAUCACCGUUGAGUUCACGGGCGGUCUCGAGAUGCUCUUCGCGGACCAGCGCAAGCACUCCCUCUCCGUGCCCGCAAAGGACGAGCGCGGACAGGCGGUCACCGUCGGAUGGCUGGUGCAUUACCUCUGCGUAGAAGUCAUGAAGGAUCCUCGAAAGGAGAUGUUCGUGCUGGACGGUCACGUACGCCCAGGAAUCCUAGUCCUCAUCAACGACGCCGACUGGGAACUUGAGGGGGAGGCGUCGUACGCGCUGCAGGCGAGGGACAACAUCCUCUUCGUGUCGACGCUGCACGGGGGGUAGGGUACCAAGGGUAGGGAGCUGCGCUGCGCUGCGGCAAACCUCUCCCUUCGAUCAGCGCUGUGGUCUCUCUGUGUGCUCUGUCGAGUAAGGCGACGUACUGUACUGUACUGUACUGUACGUACGAGUCUUGACUCUCUGACCUUGGGGUCCGAGUAAGACAAACAGCCAGACCAGAUGCGAGCAUCCCCCCUGGGGUCAGGGAAUCAGAAAUCUCGCCGCAUUGGUUUGUGCUACAAUACAGUACAGCUAGCACCGCGUACCGUGGUCCUCAUCCUCAGCCCAGAAAGAGAAAAAAAAGCAAAAUAAAAUAAAAAUAAAAAAGCCCUUUCCGGUC
This is a messenger RNA of Amorphotheca resinae ATCC 22711, 714 nucleotides long. RefSeq lists its product as hypothetical. The transcript has 3 exons. Gene Ontology annotation, biological process: protein urmylation; tRNA thio-modification. Gene Ontology annotation, cellular component: cytoplasm; nucleus. The coding region runs from base 60 to 380 and encodes 106 amino acids. Lineage: Eukaryota; Fungi; Ascomycota; Leotiomycetes; Helotiales; Amorphothecaceae. Gene Ontology annotation, molecular function: protein tag activity. The record is from RefSeq and is a predicted model, not a curated record.